AUGAGGAGGGUGGGCAAGGCCCGGGUUGUUGCCCAACUCGUGCUCGCGACUGCUGGCGCGUUGGCCGCACAACGAGGAUAUCCCCGAGACGCCCCUCCCUCGCUUAGAUUGGAGAUCCACCGUGAACUUUCAGCAUCUGCAAAUCAACCGGAGUUCAUUCAGGGUAGACCAGACACCGACCAGGCGCACGGUUACAGUUCCAAUGAAAGUGCCGCGCACACGGCCUCUGGUGAUGGGCUACACGAGGCGACGGUGGGAAUAUCGGCGUCCUUCACGAUCCAGUUGGUCGGAGACAAUCUCGGCGGGAGCGGCGGGAGCUCCCUGCCUAAUUGGGAACCGAACAGCAGCAGCAGGUUCAUUUACGUGUGGAUUUCCAAUGAGGAUCAGAUCUUGAUCGCGGAGAUAGUUGGCGACGGCAACACUGGCACUCUCACCGCCACGUACAAGAGCGAUUUCCCCGGGGACUAUCUGGUGUACGUCGAGGAAGUCCAACCGUCCGAACAGGGUGAGGGUCUUCCUAUCGUGGGAAGCCCCUUCUCUCUCAAGAUUGCAGGCGAUUUUCCAACGCUGGACGUAAACUCCCUACCAGUUUGUGACUCCCAAGAAGAUGGCAGCAACGAUAUCGCGGAUACGUUUUGGAGGCCCGGGACAUGGCUAUCCUCGAACGUGGCCAGUGCUGCGCACGGAGUGAUGAGAAAUGGGUGGGUGUUUCAGCCCAAGUCUUGUGUUUUCGACACCUUUUCUUAUCAAGAUCUCAUGCUCCUGGCCAGCCUCGACGGUGAGCCGACGUGGCUUGUGGUCGUGGGUGGAUCGGUCCAAAGAGGAGUGUUUCUUACGCUUGUGGACAUGGUGCUAGCGGCAGGACAAAAGGACGACAUCGCGACAAGUACCCUUGGGAAGUGCUGGGGAUACACCGACCUCCUGGUUGGGAACCUCCGCCUGACGUACCAGGACGUAUACUGGUACGAAGGGAAUCCAACGAUGGCCGCUCUCGAAGACGUCAGCAUAGCGUUCACCGGCGGACGGGCUUCCAGGCGGCCGCCAUUCGACGGUAGUGCACUCUCGAAAAUGGACGGGUAUCAAGCCCGAGACUCCCGCGUAUCGUUCAUGAGCGCAUUCCCUAUGUACCAGGCGAAAUUCUUCGAGAACGAAGGAUCGAAACAAGGCACUCGACGUUACGGAGGAAAUAUUCACUAUCACUACAUCUCCUCAGCAGCGUCCAACCCCGAAGCGCACAACGGGUCCAUCAUGGUUCAUUCGACGAUGACAGAGAUGCUGGCUAACGUCAUGAUCGGCCGGGCCGUGGAAACAAAGGCGGCACUAUUUGCGAAGGCUGCAGCAUCAACGGACGUGAAUAAACAAGAGAGGGCUGAUGUUGGGAAAUCGUUCCAGGUGUGCUCGGACUGCCCUCGAGAUCUGAUGCCGUUCCACGUCAAACCAAUCCCCGACCCUAUUUGCGAGACCGCCGAGUCCCUGCGUGGCGAUGCACAAGUCGGCGAGGUGUGGAAUGGAGAGCUGUGCCCCGAUUGGUGCAUGAAGCAGGCGCCUGUCUCUCAAUUAGCGACUCAAUCAGGUCCCGUCGACGUCCGAGAGUGUAGCCUCAAGACUGACCAGCCGUGAUUAUAUAGACGUAUUACGUGGGGAAAAAAAGUGGUGGUAUGCAGAGUGCUCGUUUCAUCUCAUCGUACGGAACACGAACCGGCCAAAGAGAACCGGUCGACAUUACUGUAAUGUUUUGUUGGAAUGGAGAUGCAAACCAAACGCGUAGUCCAGUUGUCGAAGGGUGUGCUCCGACGUUCCUGGGAUCGGGUCAAUUGGGACGUUGGCGAUAUGUUCGUAUCUCUCCCCGACAGUCGUCUCGAACGUAGGUGAAGUACGACACUCGCUUGCUUCUGUGUUGCCUAGAACGUGAGCAUUGGGUUUCAUGCAUAUCAGCACCCAUGCUGUGUUUGAGUAAAAAGAGGUUACUCCCUAUGCCCAACCGCAGAUUGACAGAUGGUGGCGGCCUACGAUCGUUCAGGCAAGCAUCUUCUCCGCCUCACUCUUCUUCUUGGGCCCUAUUCCGACCUUCUUCUAUACACUCCGGGGUCCAGCGGACAAUCGAGAGGCCACGAUGAUAAUGCUACCCAACCAAUUUUGGCGCAGGCAAAGACUGCCCCCUACAUUCAACGAACAAGACAUCCCGCGUCUGGAAAAUUCCGCUCUCUUGUCACGAAACCAGCGAUACCGAGCCCCCCACGAGCGCGAGAGGAUCGAUCGAGCCCAAUAUGAAUACCAAUACUAUGAAUACCACGCUAGUUUCAUAGUUGUGAACCCUGGCCGUACGUGCGGGUUAUAGUCGGUGGCCGAGAGGGUGAUCCUGCUAUUCCAAACACGUGGUUUAUGUGUGUCGCGUUGUUUGAUGCUAUACACCACACCGCAAACCUUCCAAACACGAACUCCCUCAAGAACAAGCACCCAUGUCUCAAAAGGAUGACACCAUGAAACGAUCGGCUUCACGACGUCUUGCCUCUGGAAAACCGAUCGAAAUUCUUGCUUUUGCAACAAGAUCCACCCCAAUUCAGGCUACGUGAGACGGCAAAUAAUAGAUUUGACACCAAGAAUAUUCACGAGCGUGGAUCAGAUCAUCGUGAACAACAUGAAGCAUUUACAUACAAUCAAGGUGUGCAAGCAUAAAUCACAACAGCGGUGUCA
This is a messenger RNA of Ectocarpus siliculosus, 2694 nucleotides long. Lineage: Eukaryota; Phaeophyceae; Ectocarpales; Ectocarpaceae. The record is from the annotation of a GenBank genome assembly.